UUAAUUUUAUUAAUCCCUUUAGGGAAAGUAUUCCUCUGCAUUUUGACCCAUCCUAGAAUUAGGAGCAGUGGGCUGCCACACAGAGUAGCGCCCGGGGAGCAUUGGGAGUUGGGUACCUUGCUCAGGGGUACCCCAGCCCUUUUUGGCCAGGUGGGGAUUUGAACCGGCGACCUUCCGGUUACAAGUCAAGUUCCCUUCAAGUAGUAUGACUUUUAUCUAUGUAGAAGUAGUCUUGGAAAGAAGUCCAUUAGGUAGGAACAGUGGUCUGAUACUUGCCCAGCCCACAAUCCAUUGUUUUAGACUUGCUUUGAUGAAUAAGUAUAAAGCCUUGUUCUAAAAUCAAACUGAACUAUACUGGCUUGGUGUUGACACUGCUUCCACUGUGCAGUGAAUAAAACUCAUCUGAAGCAGCCACAGAAUUGGACCUGAAGGAAUCUUUAUUCUUUUACAACUUGACCAUACGUUGACGCAAUCAUGCCCCCCGCUGCAGAAACCAAACUAGGUUACACACCACCUGAUGGAGGCUGGGGCUGGGCUGUGGUCUUUGGUGCUUUCAUCUCUAUCGGCUUCUCCUAUGCCUUUCCCAAGUCCCUCACUGUCUUCUUUAAGGAAAUUCAGGCGUAUUUUUCAGUUUCCUACAGUGAGAUUGCUUGGGUGUCUUCAGUCAUGCUUGCCACUAUGUAUGCAGCAGGACCUGUGAGUAGUAUACUCGUCAACCGCUAUGGCAGCAGACCAGUGGUUAUGGUCGGUGGGCUGAUGGUCAGUGCCGGUAUGGUGCUUGCUUCUUUUGGCACUAGUAUCAUACAUCUCUAUCUUUGCGUUGGCGUUAUUGGAGGUCUUGGCCUUGCCUUCAACCUGCAACCAUCCCUGGCAAUUGUGGGGACAUACUUCCAUGUCAAAAGGCCGCUGGCGAACGGGCUUGCAAUGACAGGAAGUCCUGUUGUUCUGUUCACUCUGGCUCCUUUAAAUCAGUUUCUGUUUGACUGUUUUGGUUGGAGAGGGAGCUUCCUCAUCCUCGGAGCAAUAGUUCUGAACUGCUGCGUCGCUGGUGCUCUUAUGAGACCAGUCAACAAAAGUGUUAAACCCCAACCAAAGACUGAAACACCACCGGCAGUCUCCGAGGAGGACAGUGCGCAGUCAUCUGACCUUCAAAUUGAAGAAAACCAAACUGAGAGCAGGUGUCAAGGCUGUGUGCAAAGAUUCAUAGAUUUCUCACUUUUUAAACACAGAGGCUUCCUCAUUUAUCUCAGCGGUAAUGUGGUCAUGUUCUUUGGCCUUUUUGCACCUGUGGUAUUUCUGGCACCAUAUGCCAGACAUCAAGGGAUUGAUGAAUAUUCAUCAGCGUUCUUGCUUUCUAUUUUUGCUCUGGUUGACAUGUUUGUCAGACCACUAACUGGCCUCCUUGGCAACACCAAGUGGAUUAGGCCAAGGAUCCAAUAUUUUUUCAGUUUUGCUGUUUUAUUCAACGGCGUGUGUCAUCUGUUGUGCCCACUGGCACAAGGAUACGCAGGUCUGGUAUUAUAUACCGUCUUCUUUGGAAUGGCUUUCGGGAUGCUUUGUGCACUUCUCUUUGAAGUUCUCAUGGACCUCAUUGGAGCUCAACAUUUCUCCAGUGCAGUUGGACUUGUCACCAUCAUUGAGUGUGGACCAGUGCUUCUUGGACCUCCAAUUUCAGGAGCCUUGGUGGAUGCUUUUGGGGAUUAUAAAUACAUGUUCUACGCUUGCGGUGUGAUACUGACGGCAUGUGGCAUAUAUUUCUUUGUCAUGCAUUUCUACAACUACAAGAAACUGGAUGAGGAGCGGAAGCAGAGUUUGGCUGCGGAGAGGCGGACUUCAGAAGAGGCAGUCAAACUUAAAAUGAGUCCAGAUGAUAAAGCAGCAUAUGAAGCAGAAGGAUGAAUAUCACUCAGUAUUUGAAAAAAAUAACGUUUAUUUGACUUCUUGGACUGUUAGUUUAACAUUUAGUGCUUCAAUUGUUGUUUUAUGUAUAGCAAUAGUACUUUUACUGUAACUCUAAUGGCUUUUCUUCAAUAAUUCAAAAGUGUCUGUUCCUUUCACUACAGUUAUUAUAAUGGCUCUACAAAUUCCCUAAGGGACUUGUGAAUCAAACCAAGAAUCCAGGAGAUGCAUCACAUAUUUUUUUAUUAUUAUUAUUGUUGUUAUUCUCCUUGGACCACUAGAUGGCACUGGACACUGACACUAUCAUGUGAAAAGUGGUCAAAGAGAAACACAGCACUCCUCAUUAAACUGCACUUCAACUAAAACCACCACCAUUGAAGGUAUGGUUCCACCACCACAACCUAAGUGUCAUCAAGGGCACAGCAGUUCAAGAAACCAGAAUAUUAAAUGUCUGGUGGGUUUUUAUCCCAGAAUUCACCUAACAAAUUUACCUCUCAGUUUUCAUGAUGGAAUCAAUAUUCUUCAAGCUUUAGUAUCACAGUCAUCUGUAAAAUAUUUUUUUGCCCAAAAUAAAAUCAAGUAUUUAAAAUAACUUUUAAAUACUUGACUCUUAUCUGUGGUUGUAAAGAUCUAUAUCUAACUUAAAUACAGCCACAGGCCACCAAAUAGUUCAGUGGUUUGUGUAUUUUUAGUAUGACACUAAAACGUAUUUCUGUAUAGCUAACAACCGAACAAUGCAAGGUCAAAUAUUCUGAGUCAUGUAAUAUGUUGCAGAGAGAAAUACGUGUGAACUCAUGCCAAAUCACACUAUCUUCCCACGUGUCAACAUACUGCUUGAUAACAGUCCCUUAGUCUCCGGCCUUGAGCACCUGCAAUAAAAGAUGCAUGCAUGGAUGAGCCUUUCGUUAAAAGAACAAUGACAUUAUUACAGAUGAAUGUUUAAAUGAUCUUUCCCUUAUCUUGUCCCUGCAAGGUGCAUAUUGACUGUCUUCUUCAGAUGGGGGCGAAAAUUGCUUAUGCGACUCAAAUCAAUACGUUUAUUUACAACCUUAGAUAACAUUAUCUGGAAAUCAGAUAAGUCCAUGGCUUAUGGGUGAAUGGACUUCUAUUUAAAUUCUGGUUUAAUUUCAAUUAAUCAAAAAAAAACACUGAGCCAAAAUUUAACUGGGUCUGAGUGAACAUAACACCAAAGAAAGACUGUGAACUUAAGGUUUCUCUCACCAAGAUAUGGCAUUACUUUAUUGACUAUUUGAUAAAACCUAUACUUAUGGAAGUAUAUACGGAUACCUCAUUAAAAGAAAACCUCAUUACUACUACUUAUAGUAAAAUGUAUGUAUAUGGUGGUAUAUACAAAGCCCUGAUAUUUAAAUACAGUCUCAUUCAUAUUUUUUUAACAUGGAUUGAGCAUAUUAUUUUGUUGAUCAAUUCAUAUAUUUAGUGGAUUGUAAAAUGAAUGAUAAUAAAGACAAACAACCCUUGUAUGAAA
Messenger RNA from Solea solea (common sole), 3385 nucleotides. RefSeq names its product monocarboxylate transporter 2-like. Gene Ontology annotation, cellular component: membrane. Bases 475 to 1899 code for a protein of 474 amino acids. The record is from RefSeq and is a predicted model, not a curated record. The transcript is spliced from 5 exons. Lineage: Eukaryota; Metazoa; Chordata; Actinopteri; Pleuronectiformes; Soleidae. Gene Ontology annotation, molecular function: monocarboxylic acid transmembrane transporter activity. Gene Ontology annotation, biological process: transmembrane transport; monocarboxylic acid transport.